AUGGCGCAAGACGCCUUCAUCGAUCCAUGGCAUCCCGGAAGCAUGGACGAUGAUGAGAUGGGAAUGUCUGCUGGCAAAUACGCUCGGCUAGACGGUGUUGAUGAUUUGAAUGAAAACAAAGAACGAUACGCCCGGGAAAAUCAUAGCGAGUUCAGCUCCGAAGCCAGAAUUUAA
Molecule: messenger RNA, 174 nt
Organism: Ostertagia ostertagi
Lineage: Eukaryota; Metazoa; Nematoda; Chromadorea; Rhabditida; Trichostrongylidae
Source: the annotation of a GenBank genome assembly